AUGCAGCAGCCCCAUCCUCGGGAGUCGUAUAACCUCUCGACGUUGGAUGCGAUUUGGCUUUCAGAAGAAGAGCUGGGAAUGCUGUUCGGCCCCUCCUUACAUGGGGCCGUCGGCACACCCAACCGCAAGUCAGUACGCCAAACACCGACCGUCAAACGUCCGGGCACCAGCACCAGCAGUAACAAGACGAAGACGAAGAAGCAGAAGAAGGAGUAUGCGGCAAAGGCUAAGCCCAACAUGCUGCUUCCUCACGUCGUCCCCGCCCGCUGCGGCUACCGAACGGGCAAGUGUCGGAACGUACAGGCGUUCAAGCGCAACGGAAAGCUGCACAAGCUGUGCGAGUUCCACCGCGAGCGAGCCAACUUGAAUCAAAAGAAGUUGGACCGCAAGAAGCGGAUGCAGCGCGCAAAGCUCUCGCCUACUGGGUCGCCGACCCCGUCCUCCUGCCCGUCUCUCUCAUCGGAGACAGAGUCGUGCAGCAGCACGAGCGCUGGCUGUUCACCGCGCACCGUCGAAGUAGCGGUUACCAGCCGCACGUUCGACAAGGAGACCAGUGCCGAAGACGAGCUCGACACGGACGUCAUCCUACCUACGAACCUCCACGAAGCUCCGGUCGCGCUCAGCCACGAGGAGCUCGCAAUCUUCUGCAGCCUCAUGGCGUUUGAUGCGAGUCACCGAGCGCCAGACCGUCGAGACCCGCCAGGCCCCACGUCAGUGUGUCAUUACUACACGAAGACCGUGUGA
Molecule: messenger RNA, 744 nt
Organism: Hyaloperonospora brassicae
Lineage: Eukaryota; Oomycota; Peronosporomycetes; Peronosporales; Peronosporaceae
Source: the annotation of a GenBank genome assembly